Messenger RNA from Drosophila eugracilis, 1784 nucleotides. Its product is annotated as glycerol-3-phosphate phosphatase. The transcript is spliced from 3 exons. The record is from RefSeq and is a predicted model, not a curated record. The coding region runs from base 73 to 1020 and encodes 315 amino acids. Gene Ontology annotation, cellular component: cytoplasm. Gene Ontology annotation, molecular function: phosphatase activity. Lineage: Eukaryota; Metazoa; Arthropoda; Insecta; Diptera; Drosophilidae.
AGUUGGAAUCAGCCAGUCUGUCGCCGAUUUAGUCGAGUCGCAAACUUUUCGCAGAGCGGUCUACGGAGCAGAAUGUCCAGAGGCAGUGCUAUCAACUUGACGGACUUAUCCGGGGAGCAGGUGAGCGAGUGGCUCCAAAGUUUCGACACGAUUCUCUGCGAUGGCGACGGCACCAUUUGGCAGGAUGACACGGCCAUUGAGGGUGCUCCGGAUGUGCUGAAUGCCCUGCAGCAUCGCUGGGGCAAAAAAGUCUACCUGAUAACCAACAAUGGACUAAAGACGCGCCAGGAGCUCUUUGAGCGCUCCCAGCGCCUCGGAUUCGAUUUACCCAGCGUCCGACACAUCAUAUCGCCCACGGCGGCCAUUGCCGACUAUCUGGUUGAGAGUCCGGAGUUCGAUAAGACCCGUCACAAGGUCUAUGUGGUGGGCAAUGCGGCCAUCGAACGGGAAUUAAGGCAGCACGGAAUCGACAGCUAUGGAGCCGGGGGAACGGAGGAACUGGCUCUGGGCGACAAAUGGCCGGACUUUGUGGCUCGCGAGUUUGGAAACCCUAAGGCGGCCAAGGAUGUUGGUGCCGUGGUGGUUGGCUGGGAUGAGUACUUUAGCUAUUGCAAGAUGGCCCGUGCCUGUCACAUUCUAUGCAGCAAUCCCGAGUCUGCUUUCCUUGUGACCAACCGGGAUGCCGUGCACAAGUAUCCUGCGUUCUGUAUCCCCGGCACUGGGGCCUUUGUGGCCGGAAUUGAGGCGUGUUCCGAGCGUGAAGCCCUCGAGAUGGGCAAGCCAAAUCCAUUGGUCCUUGAGCCCCUCAUCAAGUCCGGGGAGUUGCAAACAGAACGAACGCUUAUGAUUGGUGACUGCCUCAAAAUAGAUGUCGGCUUUGCCAGUAAUUGUGGCAUGUUAUCGCUUCUGGUGGGCACUGGUCGUUACAAUAAUCUCUCUGAUGUCCAGCGGGAAAAAGGCCGGCUGCCCCAGCCAGAUCUUUAUCUCCCUCGACUGGCCGAUCUGCUCACCUAUUUGUGAGCCAUAAAUCCAACACGAUUCCCAUGCAGCUAUCAACUAGUUAUCAACUUCUUAAUUAGACUUUUAUUUGGCUUUAGUUCGUGUGUUUACACAUAGUUGUACAUAUUUUAUCUGCCGGCAAGUAACACUCUCUGCUGGAUAUUUUCGUUAUAUAUUAAAGUGGGUGAAAAACUGCUGGGCCGGAAAGUUAUUCACGAACAAAAUUAUUAUAAACUAUACAUAUCAUAUACAAAUUCCGUGCGAACUGCAUGAAAACAAACACAUAAAAGUAGUUAAAUUUUGAAAAAAGACAAUUGAAAUAAUAAUAAAAAAAACCGAUUAAUAAUUCACUAACCAUAUUUAUAUAUAUUUUGGUGAAGACUGCCGGUUGGUUUUUCCUAUAUAUGUUCUUAGAUAAAUUUCAGGCCUAGUAAUUUUUCUUUGAAUUAACAAUAUAGGCUGAGUGACUUAUUGAAAUACUUGCUUAUCCUCUAUUACUUGCCGGGACAGAAAAGCGGAGACGGCAAUUUCCUAACAUUUUUCCCUAUUUUUUGUGAUCCCAUAUAAAAGUAGUAAUUUGCAGUGAACUAAACAAAUUCCUCAACUAAGUGCAAAUUCCUUGUGCUGUGACCUUCAAAUCAACAUUAAACAUUUAAAAUACACAUAUAACAGAAACUAAUUAACUUAUUGGUUAGCUGUACAACAAAUUUACAGGACACCCAGGCAGCUAAUUGUCAAAAUAAUGUAAACAAAUAUCACAGAAAAUAUAUUUUCAUUGUUCAUUC